CCGCGACGGCAGGCUGGUAGCUGGCUCGCUCCUCGCGCGGUCCUUCUCUCUCCGCCUUGCUCCGGAGCGCAUCCCUGCCCGUCCGCCCGGCUCGGCCAAACUUGGCUUCGGGACGCCGCCUCGCCGAGCCGUGAUCGCCGCCUGCUCGCCCGCCCGCCCGCUUCCUCGCCCGGCGUUUGCUAUGCCUGCCAUCCUGCUCUUCUGGAGCCGCGUGGAGAGGAAUAAAGAGUCAGCAGCAGCGGCUGGGACCGUCUCCACCAUGGGGAAGGACUAUUAUAGUGCCCUGGGGAUUCAGUCGGGAGCCAACGAAGAUGAGAUCAAGAAGGCCUACCGAAAAAUGGCCCUGAAGUAUCAUCCUGAUAAGAACAAGGAUCCCAAUGCGGAGGAGAAGUUUAAGGAGAUUGCUGAGGCCUACGACGUCCUGAGCGACCCCAAGAAACGGGCUGUGUAUGACCAGUAUGGAGAAGAAGGCCUGAAAACUGGUGGCGGUUCCUCCGGCACGCCUGGAAACACCUUCCACUACACCUUCCACGGGGACCCGCAUGCCACCUUCGCCUCUUUCUUUGGGGGCACCAACCCCUUUGACAUUUUUUUCACCAGCGGCCGUUCCCGGAUCUUCAAUGGCUUUGACCACGAGGACAUGGAUGUGGACGACGACAACGACGACCCUUUCAUGGCCUUCGGCAGGUUUGGCUUCAACGGCCUUAACGGCGUGCACCGGCGGCACCCGGAGCCCAUCCACAUGCGCCGGAAGGUGCAGGACCCGCCCGUGGUCCAUGAGCUCAAGGUCUCCCUGGAGGAGAUCUACCACGGUGCGACCAAACGCAUGAAGAUCACUCGCCGGCGGCUGAACCCAGACGGCAGAACGAUGCGGACAGAGGAUAAGAUCCUGAACAUUGUCAUCAAGCGCGGCUGGAAAGAGGGAACCAAGAUCACCUUCCCAAAGGAAGGAGACGCCACCCCGGACAACAUCCCCGCCGACAUCGUCUUCGUCCUGAAGGAUAAGCCCCAUGCCCACUUCCGGCGGGACGGGACAAACGUCAUCUACACGGCCACCAUCAGUCUUAAAGAGGCUUUGUGCGGCUGCACCGUGAACAUUCCCACCGUCGACGGGCGCGUCAUCCCCUUGCCCUGCAACGACAUCAUCAAACCCGGCACGGUGAAGAGGCUGCGUGGCGAAGGGCUGCCUUUCCCGAAGGUCCCCACGCAGCGGGGAGACUUGAUCGUAGAGUUUAAAGUCCGCUUCCCAGAACGAAUAGCUCCUCAGACCCGGCUGAUCCUCAAGCAGCACCUCCCCUGUUCCUAGAGCCUGCCUGCCUGGCCGCCCGCCCGCUUGACCUCCGGGCAGCAAUCCUUCACAUGCGCGCGCAUGUGCAGCAGCGCCCUGGGCCUGCGCAAGGCCGGGGGUUCAGCCGCGCCUCUCACUGCAAACCUCACCCCCCCCUUUCCUAAGAGUCACUGCCCUGGCUUGUAGGGCUCUCCCUUUCUUUCCUCCCCCCCCCCAGCAGCCCCCCCCGGUUGCAGGGGGUUGCCUUGCUGGGUCUGGUGUGCCAGCUUUGUGUGAGCCUUGAGCCCCGAGCCUGCCCUCUCCCAGCCACGGAGGGCCUUCUGCUUUGUGUAGAGUCUGGCUGGCAAGCCACCGACGAUGGACGUCACGCCAUGGAGUGCGAGGGGGGUGUCCCUGAUGUAAAUAGGACUCUGGCGUCUCCUCUUCCCCGCUUCCUUCCAGGCGGCCUGGGAGGUCUUUCUUAGGGUGCUCUUUCUUUGCCUGGGACCGGGGCAGUGGCUUUGGUCCUGAAGGCAGUCCUUAAGGCCUUGGAGCUGGGGCCAGUCCAAACCUUGGCCCGCUGUGCCCCCCCGUCCGUCCUUUUCCACCGAAAGGAGAUGGGCCCCUCCUAGCCCCUGCUGAGCAGACUUUCUUGGGCUCCCCAACGGAGCCAGGGCUGUACCCGGAAAACGCUCUUGGAAGAUUCGUGCCUCUGCUGGCGAGCCAAGGGCAAUUGCUUGGCUACAAUAAAAUGGGACGGAGAAGAGGGACCCAGCGGCACUCAGAUCAUUUUGGCAGGGCCUCUUCGAAUGGAUGCUCCCCCAGCUUUUACGCCCUUAGGAGCCUUGCAAGAACUGGCCCUUCCUGCGGCCCAUGUUGAGUUCCCCGCUGCGGUUGAUCCCGUCUUCUCUGAGUGGCCAAAGGGAGCUGUUGGCUUGCAGCGUCUUGAGAGCACAAGCGGGGGACGUAAGCGCUUGGGGUCCAAGGCUGCAGGGGGAGGAGGGAAGGAAGCCUCGGCAGGACGGUGUGCAGGGUUGCGUCCGUCCCCACUCAGCCGGACCGCGCGUGGAGAGGGAAUGCGAGAUGCGCAUGGGUAAAGACUGCACCUUUGAAAACGUUUCAGAGGGAAUGCUUUUUUAAAGCAAAACUUAAUCGGUGCCACCUCUGAAUGUUCCUUCGUUGGCAGGGAGAACCCGAGGCCGGGACGUGUUCUUGAGCCUCGCUUUGGGGAAGGUUUAAAGCAGUUUUCCGAAAGGGACUUUUUUCUCUUUCCUUCCCCCCCACCCCAAAUUAAAAUCUGGUGCCAAAACUGUCCUGCGUGAGAGUCCUGACUUUUUUUCUGUUUUUUUUUUUUUAAACAAAAGACACAAACAAUGUAUUUAUUCUGAUCUGACACGGGGGAAGCUGCUUUUGGGCUUUCUCUCAGGUCUUGUUCCCUUUGCCAAGGACAUCUGGCCCCGUCGGGUGGCCCUCGCUUUGGCUGGUUUUUAGAGUUGACCCUGAGCUAAAACUCCUUGAUUUUAUCUGUGGUAGCUGAAGGGAGCGGCUGACCGCCCCGGGCGCAGCCGCCUGCUGUAUAGCUGUACAGAGUCUAACAUGUCCACGUGCCAUUUUUCUUUUGAGAAGAUUAAAACUGUUAGGCAGUGUUGAACUUAUCAACCAGUUUGAAUGGUUAAGACAAUGCCUUUUUUGCCCUCCCCCCUGCAACACGUGUGUGUGUGUUUUUUUAAAGUACAAAAAAACUUAGGCUGAUGACAAGCAGACGAGGGGGGGAGGUAGCCGCGCCAUAGGGUUUUUUCUCCAUUUCUGGGAGACCCUGAGUGGUUUUAUAGUGUUUUUUUUUCUUUUUUGUAUGUCUUCUUUUGUAAUGUCCUGUAUUAAUAUUUAAAAAUAAAGUAUUUUAAAAGUA
Messenger RNA from Pogona vitticeps (central bearded dragon), 3176 nucleotides. RefSeq names its product DnaJ heat shock protein family (Hsp40) member B5 (gene DNAJB5). The record is from RefSeq and is a predicted model, not a curated record. Gene Ontology annotation, molecular function: protein-folding chaperone binding. Gene Ontology annotation, cellular component: cytosol. NCBI's taxonomy places the organism in Eukaryota, Metazoa, Chordata, Lepidosauria, Squamata, Agamidae.